This is a messenger RNA of Chenopodium quinoa (quinoa), 6406 nucleotides long. RefSeq names its product callose synthase 7-like. Lineage: Eukaryota; Viridiplantae; Streptophyta; Magnoliopsida; Caryophyllales; Amaranthaceae. Gene Ontology annotation, molecular function: 1,3-beta-D-glucan synthase activity. Gene Ontology annotation, cellular component: plasma membrane; 1,3-beta-D-glucan synthase complex. Gene Ontology annotation, biological process: (1->3)-beta-D-glucan biosynthetic process. The record is from RefSeq and is a predicted model, not a curated record. The transcript has 42 exons. The coding region runs from base 382 to 6231 and encodes 1949 amino acids.
AGUGGGAUAGUCGUUAGUUGUAAACAUCAAGACCCAUAUUUUCUUCUUUCCCGGCCCAACUUUAUCAAGUUCCAAACCAUUAUAAAUAACAAAUAAUUCAAAAAGAAACCCAGAAAACAUCCCCCUUUUUUCCAUUAAAGUUGAUGGGAGCUCUUAACAAUGACAAAAACCAGCAAUUCUUUACUUGCUCAAAGAGAAAAGCGAUAAAGAAAAAGCACUACUUUGGAUUCAUUGCCCCACUUCCUACACAAAGUAUCUUCAUCAUCCUCUAAAUCAUUCAUACAAUGUUGUUUACCUCUUUAUUCGCAAUCUUGAACCGAAAGACCAAGAGACUGAAAUUGUGGAUACUACAUACGGUAGCGGUGCCGGUGGUGCUGCGAUAUGGCGAGUUCCAGUGGGAGCAGAGCCGAUUUAGGUUCACGGCCGCCGUCGAGGCGGAUGACUCGAGCUCUUACUAUGAUUGAUCCGACUAAAGAUGAGAUUCCGAUUGAUAGUGAACUUGUUCCUUCUUCUCUUGCUGUUAUUGCUCCUAUUCUUAGGGUUGCUAAUGAAGUCGAAGUCGAAAACCCUAGGGUUGCUUAUUUAUGUCGUUUUCAUGCAUUUGAGAAGGCUCAUAAGAUGGACCCAACAUCAAGCGGGCGAGGUGUUCGUCAAUUCAAAACGUAUCUACUGCAUAGACUUGAAAAGGAAGAGGUGGAAACUCACCCAAGGACUAAAAGUGAUCCAAGAGAAAUUCAGGAGUUCUACCAGGACUUUUGUGAGAAGAACAUUAGGCAGGGUGCACAUACAAAGACACUGGAAGAAAUGGCCAAGGUUUAUCAGAUAGCGACUGUUCUGUACGAUGUUUUAAGGACAGUGGUACCCUAUGCAAAAGUUGAUGAAAAGACAGAAAGUUAUGCCAAGGAAGUGGAAAGGAACAGAGAGCAAUAUGAGCAUUAUAAUAUUCUUCCUCUCUUUGAUAUUGGAGUUAAGCCAGCAAUUAUGGAACUUCCCGAGAUAAAAGCUGCAAUUCUGGCUAUACGCAAUACAGACAAUCUUCCCAUGCCUCGAUUAGCAUCUAGUACACAAGGGGAUAACAUUAUUAUGCCGGAGUACAAGGACAAGUCUAUCAAUGAUAUACUCGACUGGCUAGCAUCCAUCUUUGGGUUUCAGAAAGGAAAUGUUGCAAAUCAGAGGGAGCACCUAAUAUUGAUACUUGCAAACAUGGAUGUAAGGGUCAGGAGGCCCGGGGACUAUGAAGUGCUUGAUCCUCAAACUGUCCACCAGCUAAAGGAUAAGAUUUUUAAAAAUUAUGAAAGAUGGUGUGAUUAUCUUCAUUGCAAAUCAAAUCUCAAGUUUCCUCCUGAUGCUGAUCAUCAGCAAUCGGAACUUUUGUAUAUUGCACUUUAUCUCCUUAUCUGGGGUGAAGCUUCAAAUGUUCGCUUCAUGCCCGAGUGCCUAUGCUACAUCUUCCAUAAUAUGGCUAGUGAAAUUCAUGGAGUUUUGUAUAGCAACGUAUAUCCAAUCACGGGAGAGCCUUAUCAAACUAUGGAGCAUAGAGAAAAUUUUUUUCUAAAGGAAACUAUAACUCCAAUAUAUGACGUUGUUCGUAAGGAAGCAAGAAGAAACAAAGGAGGCACAGCAAGCCACUCAGCUUGGAGAAAUUAUGAUGAUCUGAAUGAAUAUUUUUGGUCUAAAAAAUGUUUCAAGUUAGGGUGGCCAAUGGAUCGCACUGCUGACUUUUUUCCGAAAGAGAAAGAGACACAUCCUCCAAGGACGGAAACACAGCCUUACAGAAUGGAGAAACAGCUGAGGCAUGAGCAUGACCAUCAGGAUGCUAUUGGUAAGAGGAAGCCUAAGACAAAUUUUGUCGAAAUGCGUACUUUUUGGCACCUUUAUAGAAGCUUUGACCGCAUGUGGAUAUUCUUCUUACUUGCUUUUCAGACAAUGGUUAUUGUUGCAUGGAGUUCUUCUGGUUCAAUUACCUCAAUAUUUGAUCCGGAUGUAUUCGACACUGUUUUAAGCAUAUUCAUUACUGCUGCUUUCCUCAAUUUCAUGGGAGCAACGCUGGAUAUAGUUCUCAGUUGGAAGGCUUGGGGGAGCUUGAAGUUUUCUCAAAUACUGCGAUAUCUCUUGAAAUUUGUUGUUGCAGCUAUGUGGGCUAUAGUGUUGCCUAUAGGCUAUACCAGCUAUGUGCAGAAUCCAGCAGGGCUCGUACACUUCCUCACAAGCUGGGCAGGAGAUCUUAGGAGUCCUUUAUUUUUCAAAGUUGCCAUUGCCUUAUACAUGGCUCCUAACAUUUUGGCUGCUUUGUUAUUUUUCUUUCCACCAGUACGAAAAUUUGUGGAAAGAUCGAAUUCACGUAUCAUUAUUCUCAUUAUGUGGUGGGCUCAGCCAAAAUUGUAUAUCGGAAGAGGCAUGCAUGAAGACACAUUUUCCCUUCUAAAGUAUAUGCUGUUCUGGAUCUUGCUGUUAAUGUGCAAGCUGGCAUUUAGUUACUAUGUGGAGAUCUUGCCAUUAGUUGGGCCAACAAAGCUAAUAUGGGGUAUGAGAGUUGAUAACUACGAAUGGCAUGAGUUCUUUCCUAAUGCGACACACAAUUUUGGUAUUAUCAUUGCUAUAUGGGCUCCAGUUGUUCUUGUCUAUCUUAUGGAUGCACAAAUAUGGUAUGCUAUAUUUUCUACUAUUGUUGGUGGCAUCCUUGGAGCUUUCAGUCACUUGGGCGAGAUACGCACUCUUGGGAUGUUGCGCUCCAGAUUUGAAUCCGUGCCUAUAGCUUUCAGGAAACGCCUUGUACCAAGAAUGAAAAGGGAAACUCAUCAUAGCCCAGAGGAAGAAGAUAGGGAGGCUCGGAAAAAUGUUGCAAAAUUCUCUCAAGUGUGGAAUGAAUUUAUACAUUAUUUGCGGCUAGAAGAUUUGAUCAGCCACAGGGAGAGAGAUUUGCUUCUUGUACCAUACACAUCAAGUCAGGUUUCAGUUGUUCAAUGGCCUCCUUUCCUUCUUGCUAGCAAGAUUCCUAUAGCACUAGAUAUGGCGAAAGAUUUUAAGAAAAAGGACGAUUCUGAGUUAUUCAACAAGAUCAAGGAUGACGACUACAUGUAUUCAGCUGUGAUUGAAUGCUAUGAAACCCUUAGAGAAAUUCUCUUUGAGCUUUUGGAUGACCGAGAGGAUAAACUAGCAAUUAGACAAAUAUGUGAAAAAGUAGAAACUAGCAUACAGGAGCACAAAUUUUUAGCUGAUUUUCGUAUGGCUGGACUGCCUUUUCUUCAUGCCAAGUUGGAGAGGUUUCUGAAAUUACUGCUGAGUGACAGUGAUUAUACGGAUGAAGACCUAUACCAGUCUCAUAUAAUAAACGUUCUCCAGGAUAUUGUGGAGAUCAUUACACAUGAUGUCAUUUACAAUGACCUUGGUAUCUUUAAGAAGACUCAAGGCACUCAACAAGACCAUCAAAUCAAUGAUGAUGGCAAAAGAGAGCAGAGGUUUGAAAGGAUAAACAUCUCACUCUUACGUAAUAAAUCGUGGAGGGAAAAGGUUGUUCGGCUACAUGUUCUCUUGAGUGAGAAGGAGUCUGCAAUAAAUGUUCCUACAAAUCUGGAAGCACGCCGACGAAUGACAUUUUUUACUAAUUCAUUAUUCAUGACCAUGCCAUCAGCUCCAUAUGUUCGCAAUAUGGUUUCCUUUAGUGUUUUGACCCCUUAUUACAAAGAAGAUGUUCUCUAUUCAUGGGAUGAACUUCACGAAGAAAAUGAGGAUGGAAUUUCAACCUUAUUCUAUCUGCAGAAGAUAUAUCCAGAUGAAUGGAAUAACUUCAGGGAAAGAGUAAAUGAUCCAAAACUCGGAUAUGCUAGCAAAGACACCAGGGAGUUGGUUCGUCAUUGGGUAUCUUAUAGAGGGCAAACACUAGCUAGAACAGUUAGAGGAAUGAUGUAUUAUCGUCUGGCUUUGGAGCUUCAGUGCUUCUUGGAAUAUGCUGAAGAUACGGCUAUCUUUACUGGCUACCGAACCAUUGAGAAAAGUGAUACACAUAAGAAGAUUUUUGAAUAUUCUCAAUCUCUCACUGAUUUGAAGUUCACUUAUGUUGUCUCUUGUCAAGUCUAUGGUAAUCAGAAAAAAUCUAGUGAUGCUCGGGAACGAAGCUGUGCAAAUAACAUACUAAAUCUCAUGAUUACGUACCCAUCUUUGCGUGUUGCUUACAUAGAUGAGAGAGAGGAGAAAGUUGCUGAAAACAACGGGAAGGUCUAUUACUCUGUUCUGGUCAAAGGCGGUUUCAAGUUGGAUGAGGAAAUAUAUCGGAUCAAGCUUCCUGGUCCGCCUACAGAAAUCGGUGAAGGAAAGCCUGAGAACCAAAAUCAUGCCAUUAUUUUCACACGUGGAGAGGCCCUACAAACAAUAGACAUGAACCAGGAUAAUUAUUUUGAAGAAGCUUUUAAAAUGAGAAAUGUUUUGGAAGAGUUUCAAAAGUCACGUCGUAAGCGUCGAAAACCUACAAUAUUGGGUUUGAGGGAGCAUAUUUUCACUGGAAGUGUUUCAUCUCUAGCGUGGUUCAUGUCCAAUCAGGAGACUAGCUUUGUUACCAUUGGUCAGCGAGUCCUGGCCAACCCUCUGAGGGUACGUUUCCAUUAUGGCCAUCCUGAUAUAUUUGACAGACUAUUUCAUAUAACCAGGGGAGGAAUUAGCAAAGCUUCAAAAAUCAUUAACCUGAGCGAAGAUAUAUUCUCAGGUUAUAAUUCAACCUUACGUGGAGGUUUCAUUACACACCAUGAGUAUAUUCAGGUGGGAAAAGGCCGUGAUGUUGGAAUGAAUCAAAUAUCCCUUUUUGAGGCUAAAGUUGCCAAUGGCAAUGGUGAGCAAACACUUAGCCGUGAUGUUUAUCGACUUGGCCGCCGAUUUGACUUUUACAGGAUGCUUUCAUUCUACUACACCACAGUGGGCUUCUAUUUUAGUAGCAUGGUCACUGUUUUGACUGUAUACAUAUUUUUGUAUGGACGUCUGUACAUGGUAUUGAGUGGGCUAGAGAAAUCGAUCAUAGAUAGUGCAACAAUAAAUCAAACCAAGGCCCUUGAAGAGGCUCUAGCACCACAAAGUAUGUUUCAAAUUGGUGUACUUUUAGUACUUCCAAUGAUUAUGGAAAUUGGCUUGGAAAGAGGCUUUCGAACGGCAAUAGGUGAUUUUGUAAUCAUGCAACUUCAGCUGGCUUCUGUGUUCUUUACCUUCCAGUUAGGGACAAAAGCACAUUACUAUGGAAGAACUAUCUUACAUGGAGGUUCCAAGUAUCGAGCGACAGGGCGUGGUUUUGUUGUUUUCCAUGCAAAAUUUGCAGACAAUUAUAGGCGGUAUUCACGAAGUCACUUUGUGAAAGCUCUGGAACUUUUUAUUCUUUUAAUUGUUUAUGAAGCCUAUGGGGACUCAUACCGCAGCUCAAAUCUCUACCUUUUUGUUACGUGGUCCAUGUGGUUUCUUGUCGUCUCUUGGCUGUUUGCUCCGUUCCUCUUUAAUCCAUCUGGAUUUGACUGGCAAAAGACAGUUGAUGACUGGACAGACUGGAAAAGGUGGAUGGGAAAUCGUGGUGGAAUAGGUAUACAGCCAGAUAAAAGCUGGGAAUCAUGGUGGGAUGGAGAACAAGAACACCUGAAGCAUACAACUGUGAGGGGACGGUUCUUGGAAAUAGUCCUCUCUCUCCGCUUCUUCCUUUACCAAUACGGAAUCGUGUACCAUCUUGAUAUUGCUCAUGGAAGCAGGAGUGUCUUGGUCUAUGCACUUUCUUGGGUCGUCAUGGCUACUGUUCUUCUUGUCUUGAAGAUGGUCUCGAUGGGAAGGAGGAGAUUUGGUACUGAUUUUCAGCUAAUGUUUAGAAUUCUCAAAGGACUCCUGUUCCUUGGCUUUGUAUCGGUUAUGACUGUACUGUUUGUGGUCUGCAACCUCACCAUAAAAGAUCUCUUUGCUUCUAUCCUUGCUUUCUUGCCCACCGGGUGGGCUAUGCUUCUAAUUGGGCAAACUUGCAGGGGUUUGUUGAAAGCUUUAAAGUUCUGGGAAUCAAUUAAGGAGCUCGGCAGAGCCUAUGAAUAUGUGAUGGGACUGAUAAUCUUUAUGCCCAUCGCUGUAUUGUCGUGGUUUCCAUUUGUUUCCGAGUUCCAAACAAGGUUGCUGUUCAACCAAGCUUUUAGUAGAGGUCUGCAGAUUUCAAUGAUUAUUGCAGGGCGGAAAGAUCACUCCACCUCAGAUAUGCAAGGCUUAAGGGUGGUUGACUUGUAAAUUGUAAUGAUUCUUGUAGUAAACAAUUUUUAUUUAUACUAUUGUAAUUUCUCCCACUUUCUGUAAUGUAGCCAUUAUUACUAGUUUAUGCUCAACAUCAUCAGUAAGGUUUUGCUCCGCGUUCUCUAACACAGACACACAGUACUUACUAAGAUUCAUUUGUUCUGGAACCUCA